This is a messenger RNA of Amphiprion ocellaris (clown anemonefish), 5643 nucleotides long. Its product is annotated as SH3 domain-binding protein 4-A-like. The record is from RefSeq and is a predicted model, not a curated record. Gene Ontology annotation, molecular function: protein binding. Lineage: Eukaryota; Metazoa; Chordata; Actinopteri; Pomacentridae. Bases 421 to 3312 code for a protein of 963 amino acids. Gene Ontology annotation, cellular component: cytoplasm. The transcript has 6 exons.
CGCAGACCGGAGCAGAGACGGACGGUCGGAGCUCCGGAGCGUCGCUUCUUCUAUCCCCGUUAAAAAAAAAAAAAAAAAAAAACAAUUUUAAAAGAAACAGCUUGUCGGAGUCGAAACAAACUCACAUUUUCUCUUUUACUCUCUUUUUUUCCUUUUUCACCUUAAGGACAAAUGACGCGAGAAAACCCGAGAGAAAGACGCAGAAGAUGAAGCGUCUCUUCAUCAGCCAGCCGGAGCGAGCGAACUCUCAAGGACAUCCUUUACCCCGAGCAGCUGUCCGUCGCAGUUUCCCCCUCGGCCACGUCGCAGGUGAACGCAACCGUCCUGCUCCCGGUGCAUGCUGGGAGCAGAGCUGCAGGCCGGACUCAGCUGGACUUCCAGAGGUGAACAGCUGCCAGUGAGCUUUUAUCAGAGCAGGCCAUGGCUGCCCAUCGAAUCAUCAGAGUGACGAACAACAACCACAUCCUCCCUCGCUGCAAAUCUGAAGGGACGCUCAUCGACCUCAGUGAAGGGGUCACUGGAGCCAGUCUCAACGAUGUCAAAGUGCCUUCUCCCAGUGCCUUAAGGCUGGACACUUCAGCCUCCUAUGGAGCUGCACAGGAGGUGGUCGCCAUAAAGGAUUAUUGCCCAAGCAGCUUUACCACGCUGAAAUUCUCCAAAGGCGAUCGCCUUUAUGUGCUGGACACAUCAGGUGGAGAGUGGUGGUAUGCCCACAACAACACAGAAAUGGGAUACAUCCCAGCCGCCUACGUCCAGCCGGUCAACUUCAGGAACUCUUCGCUUAGUGACAGUGGGAUGAUCGACAGUCUAGGGGAGGGGUAUGAGGACGGGUCGAAGGAGUUUGGAGGUCUCGGGGAGUGGACGGGAAUGAGCCUGAAGCCCUCCACGAUUUACAACAACAGUCCUUUCUCUGUGAACCCCUUUAUCUGCCCGUUAGAUCAAAACUGCAAAGAUAUAGGUGUGAGGAACUCUGCAGAUCUUAUUGUCUUUGACGCUCUGGCAUCUCCUUCAUCCUGCUCCAACUUUAACAGUGGUACAAUCAUGAGUAACGGGUUCAGCAGCUACCAUAUUAACAACACCAAUCCUACCAGCCCCAUCCAAGAGAUUGGACCUAACCUUCACAGGGAUAAUCCAUUUUUCAGGAGUAAACGCUCCCACAGUUUGUCAGAACUGUCCGUCCUGCAGGCGCAGGCAAAUCCAACAUUACCUUCUUCUGGGUUCUUCACGGGCCUUAAGGCUCCAGUGCCAGAGCAGUUUCAGAGCAGGGAGGACUUCAGGACCGCUUGGUUGAACCACAGAAAGCUCGCCAGGUCUUGCCAUGACCUCGACUCUCUGGGUCAGAGUCCCGGAUGGGGCCAGACGCAGCCGGUGGAGACCAACAUUGUGUGCAGAUUGGACAGUAAUGGAGGGGUUGUUCAGCUUCCAGACACCCAAAUCAGUGUACACAUCCCUGAGGGCCAUGUUAGCCACGGAGACUACCAGCAGAUCUCCAUGAAAGCCUUACUGGACCCUCCUCUGGAGCUCAACAGUGACCACUGCUCCACCGUCAGCCCUGUGGUGGAGAUCAAGCUCAGCAACAUGGAGACCAAGUCCUUCAUCACGCUGGAGAUGAAGGUGUCGGUGGCUGUGAAGAAAGAGAGUUGCCACUCUGCUGAAGUGCUUUGUGUUCGAAGUGAUUGCAAAGAAGGGCCUUACACACCGAUCCCCAACGCUUACAUUUAUAAGGACACCGUCCAGGUGCAGCUGGAUAGUCUCGAGCCUUGCAUGUAUGUGGCUGUUGUGAUCCAGUCGCAGUAUAUUACCCACAAUAUGACUGUUUGGGACCACGUACAGAGGAAAGUAACUCUGGGUGUAUAUGGACCGAAGCACAUUCACCCAUCUUUCAAAGCUGUUGUGGCCAUGUUUGGGCAUGACUGCGCGCCCAAAACCUUGUUGGUGAAUGAGGUUGGCCGGCAGGCUACCUCGACCCCGCCGGUGGCCCUCCAGCUUUGGGGGAAGCACCAGUUUGUGUUGGGAUACCCUCAGGACCUCCAGGUCGGAUUGUACUCCAACAUGUCCAACUACCAGGUGAAGGCGAGCGAGGGCGCCGGGGUGGUUCGUGGAUUUCAGGUAAAACUGGGGAAGGUCAGCAGGCUGCUGUACAUGAUCACGUCACACAACCCCAGCAGCAUCUCCGACUUCACUCUCAGGGUCCAGGUGAAGGACGCCCUCGACUGCAUCCUCACUCAGUUCUGCGUCCAAACUCCGCAGCCACCACCGAAGACCGGAACGAGGAUUACAGGCCAGAGGAGGUUUCUGAAAAAGAAAGAGGUGGAUAAGAUCGUCCUCUCGCCGCUGGCUGUCACCUCCAAAUACCCAAAGUUUCAGGACAGGUGCAUUACAAACCUGAAAUUUGGCAAGUUGAUCAAAACGGUGAUCAGGCAGCACAAGAGUACGUAUCUAUUGGAGUACAAGAAGGGGGAUGUUAUUGCUUUGCUCAGCGAGGAGAAAAUCAAACUGCGAGGGCAGCUGCGGACCAAAGAGUGGUACAUUGGAUACUAUCAGGGGAAGAUGGGGCUUGUCCACGCCAAGAACGUUUUGGUUCUGGGUAAGGUCAAACCUAUUUAUUGGUGUGGGCCGGACCUAACCACCACAAUGCUGCUGGAGCAGAUCCUGAAGCCUUGUAAGUUUCUCACCUACAUCUACGCGAUGGUAAGGACGGUUUUAAUGGAGAACGUGGGUAACUGGAGGGCGUUUGCCGAUGCAUUGGGAUAUGGGAACCUGCCGCUGAGUUAUUUUUGUCGGACCGAGCUGGACAACGAGCCGGAGAAGGUGGCGUCGGUUCUGGAGAAGCUCAAAGAGGAGUGUACCAGCAUGGAGAACAAGGAGAGGAAGUCCUUCCAGCGGGAACUAAUGAUGGCGUUGCUGAAGAUGGACUGCCAGGGUCUGGUUGCCAGGUUGGUCUUGGAUUUCGUCCUGUUGACCACAGCGGUGGAGGUGGCGUCCCGGUGGAGGGAGCUGGCUGAGAAACUGGCCCGGGUGUCCAGGCAGCAGAUGGAGGCUUAUGAGGCUCCACAUCGUGACAAGAACGGCCUGCUGGACAACGAGUCCAUGUGGAAACCGGCCUAUGACUUCCUGCUGACGUGGGCCGCCCACGUUGGCGACAGCUACCGAGACGUAAUCCAGGAGCUGCACCUCGGUUUGGACAAGAUGAGGAACCCCAUCACCAAAAGAUGGAAGCACCUGACCGGCACGCUAAUCCUGGUCAACUGCCUCGAUACCCUCCGCAGUGCCGCCUUCUGUCCCACCGGAUAUGGAGACUUUGCCGUCUGACCAUUCUUAAAGGUUCAAGUCUUCAUCUUGUGGUGGAGGUUUCUGGGGAUCAGUACUUUUUGGUUUAAGACGGUACUGAGGAUACCAUGACCGGGAUGGAUGUACAGCUUUAGGUCAGUCGGAUGACUCUUGAGGCUUCCCUCGGCUUUUGAUCUUCAGGUCGGAUUUGUUUCUUGUUUCACUGCAGGUAGAAACGCCACGAUUCUAGCACUGGAUAAGUCAAUGUGAAACUAGAGCAUCUGCCUCUUUGUGUUUUUUAUCCUCUAUGUUGUUCUCUCUCUCCAUCUUGCUUUGUCUACCUCUGCUCUCCUCGUCUCUUCUCUACCUCACCCUUUUGUCCUUAUCACUUUGUCUUUUGAUGGCGUUCUCUAUUAAAUCCAGUCUGUUUUUGUAUUUCUACCUUGUGUCCAUUUUGGUUCCGUGAAUUGCAUUUUCAGAUAUUUGUCGUUGUUUCCGCCGCUGUAUAUUUCCUUCGUUCACCCUCAGGACAACAUCAGAGACCUCAGCCACUGCAGUACAGACCUGUGCAUACUGUGACAUCUCCACCAUACUUAUAAUUUCAUUUAAUCCCCAAACAGAACUGACUGUUUUCUUGAUCUUGACUGUUUGACUGUUUGCAAGCCAAACUUUAUACAUAAACAACUUCUGUCUCCAUUUCUGAUGGGCAGUUUUUAGUCUUUGACUGACUCUCACUCGCAUUGUUUUAUAAAAGAAGAAACAGUGGAUAUUUAAAAUGUCUUCAAUCAGAAGAAAUUUUCAAAAAAAUGUUUCGUACAUUUAGAGUUUGUCAGUGAUUAGCUUGCCAAAAACGUUAGCCCAAUGCUAACGUCACAUUCAGUAAAGAUACUUUAUAUCUGUUGAUGCAAGAUAUACCUAUAUUUUUUUAUACUUGCAGCUAAUAUAUUAUCAGCAAUGUUGUUGUUUUCUGAGCUUGGAUUCUCUUUUAGUGUAAUCAUUUUUCAUCAUAAAAAAAAUGGAAAAGUUGGACAUUUUGAGAGUCAAAACUCCAAUCUUGCAAUGUUAAAUCGAGUUAAAAAAAAACAUUUUUUAGUUGAACAUCCAUAUCCAGUCCUCAGUUCAAAAGAUGAUGCUACAUACUCCAACAGACUGUUAGCUAGCUAGUAGGCUAGCAUGGAUUAUGGGCUCUAGCAGGGAGUUACUUUCAAGCAUAACUUUGAUUUUACCUGGAGAAAUUAGCUAACAAUGCUAAUGAUGCCGCUGUCUGGCAAAGUCAAUGGCUAAAAAUACACUGUUAGCUAGCUCAUAAGCUAGCAUGGAUUAAUUGCAAGUUCAAAAUACUUGUUCCGUGGAUAUUUUAAUCUAUCAUUAUGUCAUGAAGACAUUUCUGAAAUGUAUCUCAAAAUGAUAAACAUGGAAAUGAAUGCAUACAGUGCACAACACCAUAAUGAGGACUGUCUGUGUUAGCUAGAUGGUUAGCUAGCAAAGAUUACUUACCCUAUUUCUGUUUUACAGGUUUCAAACUGUUCUACAGACUGAUUGUUUUAUUUGUCACGAUCUAUGUCAAGAAGACAGCAUAAAUGACAACAUGGACACUUACCCUUUUAAUUAAAUAUCAAAAUCUGAUCAUUUUGGCAGAUGACAAUGCUACAUCUAGCUACAACAUGUAGCAUUAGCUGGCUGGCUUGGAUUUUAUGCAUUUCUUCCAAGCGCAACUUCAGUUUUCUACAUAUAAAACAUCUGCUCAAACACAAAUGUUUUGAUUUAUUAGACAUGAUAUGUAGAAGACAGAACUGAAAUGCAUUUCAGAAUAAAUGAAACACAACAUGCAAGCUACUAAAAUUACUGUCAGACAUUUCCAGAACAGACCAAGAUUAUAAUUAUUUACAUUUUGCACAUUUUACCAGAUGGAUCAGAAUAUAUUUAACUUAAAGACACAUCAGCUCUUACAGCCAGACUAAACCUGUGUGAUUUUUAUUUAAAUUUUUUUAAAGAACUGUGAAAAGUACACAUCAGAAAGUUAGUUUUUGUUAAAAUCAGAUUUUAAAAAGCCUUUUUAUUUAUCAUUUUGUGAUCUCGACGAGGAUCAUCAGUCAGCUUUGAUGCUAUUGAUUGAUGCUUGUAUUGUAUAAUUUGUGUUUUCACUUCACGCUUUUUCUUGUUUGUGUUCUCUAUGUUUUUGUGACUGCUGCAGUGUUUGGAAUAUGAACCUGAACUGAACAGAAAAUGCGUGAGGAGUUUAUAUAUUUGUAUCGAACGAGUAUUGACACAUUCGUAAGUGAUGCUGUUUCACCUGUGAGACGUCGCAGAUCUGAAAUCUGUUCAGUUUUUCUGUUCAAAAAGUAUCAAUAAAACUGAAAACUUUUAAAAAUG